UCAAACACACUUCAAACCAGAACAAAACGCCAUAUUUUUUCUCCUCCUCUGUUUUCAUCUUUCUCAAUUCCAGAGAGACGAACAUGGUCAUGGAUAACACCAACAAGAGAAACUGGAGAAGAGGGAGUUGCAUCGGAAAAGGAUCCUUCGGAGCUGUAUACCUCGCCGCCGGCGAUGGAGACUCGCCGGUUUUCGCUGUAAAAACUGUUGCUUGUUCCACUCUGUCAUCUUGCAAGCAAUCUACAGCCAUGGCCGCUUUGGAGAACGAGAUUCAAAUAGUUCGGUCAAUAAGCUCGCCUUAUAUUGUCUCUUACCUCGGAGAUGAUGUCACGAAGGAGCCCAAGCUCGGCGGUGAAUGUCGGAACUUGCAUCUCGAGUACAUGGUCGGAGGGACGGUGGCGAAGAGGAGUGAUAGGAUUGAUGAGAGUGAAAUCAAGGCGUACACGCGUUGCGUGGUGCGUGGGUUACAUUACCUGCACACGGUGGCCGGAGUAGUUCACGGUGAUGUGAAAGGUGAGAACGUGUUGGUCGGAGCAGUGGCAGGAGUGGCAAAGCUUGCGGAUUUCGGUUCUUCAAGAAGGAUUAAUGGAGAAAAGGACGAGGAGGUGGUGGUGGGAGGGACGCCGUUGUGGAUGGCGCCGGAGGUGGCGAGAGGAGAGAGACAGAGGGUGGAGUCGGAUGUGUGGUCGUUGGGAUGUAUGGUUAUAGAGAUGGUGAGUGGAGGGAGACCGUGGGGGAAGGGAUGGGGAGAAGGGGAGGAAGUAGGGAAGGUGAUGUAUAGGAUUGGGUAUGGGGAGGAGGUGCCGGAGAUGCCGGCGGGGAUGUCGGUGGAAGGGAGGGAUUUUGUUGGUAAGUGUUUGAGAAGGGAGGUUGGGGAGAGGUGGAGUUGUGAGGAGUUGUUGAAGCAUGGGUUUUUAAGGGAAGGAGAUAGGGUGCCUGAUGGGCCAUCGCCGAGGAGUGUGUUUGAAUGGGGGAGUGUUUUGGAGUUUGAGGAAGGGAGGAGUGGAUGGUCAAGUGAGGAUGAGGAGGAUGAGGAGGUGGUGAUUGGGUUGGUGAGGGAGAGAGUGAGGGAGUUGGCUGAGGAGGGAGAAGGGGGAGGAUGGGAAAUGAUGAUUAGUGAGGAAGGGUGGGAGGUGGUCAGAGGAGGAGAAGGGGAGUGUGGUGGUAGUGGUGAUUGUCGUUCCUCUGUUUUAUCUUGUUCUUGUUAUUGUUAUUGUUAUUGUUCUUUUUCUUUUUCGUUAUGUUGUUGUUGUUGUUGUUGUUGUUGUUGGGAUGGGUGGAAUGAUUUUGGUGAUGAGUUGUUAUGGUGGAAAACUUGGGGAGAAGUUGGUGAUUGGGAGGAGCAUUUUCAAUUAAUUGAGGACCCAAAUCACAACACAUUUUUUGAGAAUUAA
Dioscorea cayenensis subsp. rotundata (Guinea yam) is the source of this 1394-nucleotide messenger RNA. RefSeq names its product mitogen-activated protein kinase kinase kinase 18-like. The record is from RefSeq and is a predicted model, not a curated record. NCBI's taxonomy places the organism in Eukaryota, Viridiplantae, Streptophyta, Magnoliopsida, Dioscoreales, Dioscoreaceae. Bases 84 to 1394 code for a protein of 436 amino acids. Gene Ontology annotation, molecular function: ATP binding; protein kinase activity. Gene Ontology annotation, biological process: protein phosphorylation. The transcript has 2 exons.